Elgaria multicarinata webbii is the source of this 3970-nucleotide messenger RNA. RefSeq names its product WW domain containing transcription regulator 1 (gene WWTR1). Gene Ontology annotation, biological process: hippo signaling; positive regulation of transcription by RNA polymerase II. Gene Ontology annotation, cellular component: nucleus; cytoplasm. Lineage: Eukaryota; Metazoa; Chordata; Lepidosauria; Squamata; Anguidae. The coding region runs from base 965 to 2164 and encodes 399 amino acids. Gene Ontology annotation, molecular function: protein binding; transcription coactivator activity. The record is from RefSeq and is a predicted model, not a curated record. The transcript is spliced from 6 exons.
GCCGCCGCCACUACCAUCACGGCGGAAAGUGCCCAGCGCUUCAAGAUCUACAGGAUGGGUAUGUAAAAGGAAGGGCGAAACACCCUCUCUCCCCCACAAGCACCACGUCUUGGCUCAUCCUUUAAGGAAGGCUGACAGAUUAAAAAAACAAAACUUUGGAGCCCGGCCGCCCUCUGCGCGAGCACCCGGGGGAGGGAGGAACAGUCGGUCAGGCCUGGAAGUGAACGCUGCCGGAGUCCUUGGAAGUUCCAGUGUUCUAAAUCAGAACGUUCGCCUAUCUUUCAACGUUCUAAAUCAGAACGUUUGCCCCGGCUCCGGCUCCUUAACUCGAGCCUCAGGCCCCCAUUGGAAUUCGGGGCAGUGAGACUGAGCCCUCCCUUCCUCCCGUGACAGCCGCGGCUAGAGAUCUUUCUCCUUCGUCCUUUAAAGGAGCUGCAAGCUUAGGGUGAGUUAUAGCAAAUCUCUGGAAGUUGUUGUAGGGAGAGAAAGGGAGGGAAAAAAAAGUUGCACAACUUUCCUUCGGGGCCUGACUUGGACGUGCUUCAUCUGUUCUUGAAGAUCCUGCCGAGAUAAAGAUACAGUUUGGGGAGGGAGGGGACGUCUGCCGUGGAUUUGCUGCCUGAGCCGCCGGGGCCUUUGGGGAAGAGGAAAGAAAAAGAAGAAAAAAAGAGAGGGGGGAAACACGUUUCGGAAAAGUUUUGCUUUGGGGAACUGGAUCGAAGAGUUUGUUUUGAGUUGCCGCUGUCGGGCUCUGCUCUGGGAGGAGGGCUGCUCUGUAUCUUUUUGGACACUUGCUCCUAAAUCAUUAUUUUGAGGGAGGGCGGUUGGAAGCCCGCAAGACAGUUUUCAGAGGGUGAAAUCCUGGCCUGCCCGCUUUGAUUCGCUCCUGAUUCAUUUCUCCCCUCCCACCUCCCGGGGCUGCGAGGGCUUCUUGCAAGAAAGUUUUGCGGCGCGAGGUGCGAAAAUGAACCCUGCUUCCGUCCCUCCCCCGCCGGGACAGCAAGUGAUCCAUGUCACCCAGGAUCUGGACACCGACCUCGAGGCCCUCUUCAACUCGGUCAUGAACCCCAAGCCCAGCUCGUGGAGGAAAAAGAUCCUGCCCGAAUCCUUCUUCAAGGAGCCCGACUCGGGAUCUCAUUCCCGGCAGUCCAGCACCGACUCGGGCAGCCACCCGCCCCGGCUCAGCAACGCCGCCGUCGGCGUCCACCACGUCCGCUCACACUCCUCGCCCGCAUCUCUGCAGUUGGGCGCCGGGACCGGAGCGACCCCGAGUGCGGCUCAGCAGCAUGCCCACCUCCGCCAGCAAUCCUACGACGUGACCGACGAGCUGCCGCUACCUCCGGGCUGGGAGAUGGCGCUCACGCACACGGGCCAGAGAUACUUCCUCAACCAUAUAGAGAAAAUUACAACAUGGCAAGAUCCUCGAAAGACCAUGACCCAGACCUUGAAUCACAUGAGCCAUCAUCCUUCAGCCACUUCGACCCCUGUAACACAGCGAUCAAUGGCGAUGUCACAACCCAACCUUGUAAUGAAUCACCAGCAUCAACCACAAAUGACACCCAGUACAACUAUAUCCCAGCAGAGUCACCCUAACCCAAAUCCACAAGCUGGCUUAUUGAACAUGCCAAAUGCACUGACUUCCCAGCAACAGCAGCAACAGAAGCUGAGGCUCCAAAGGAUCCAGAUGGAAAGAGAGAGGAUUCGCAUGCGCCAGGAGGAACUCAUGCGCCAGGAAGCUGAUUUGUACAGACAACUUCCCAUGGAGUCUGAGAACCUGGCCCCGGUUCAGACUGCGGUGAGCACACCUAACAUGACACAAGACAUGAGAUCUAUUACAAAUAAUGGGUCGGAUCCCUUCCUGAACAGUGGGCCAUACCAUUCCAGGGAGCAGAGCACAGACAGUGGCCUAGGCUUAGGAUGUUACAGCAUACCAACUACACCUGAAGACUUCCUCAGCAAUGUAGAUGAGAUGGACACAGGAGAUAAUGUAGUGCAGACUCCCAUGAACAUCAACCCUCAACAGACCCGUUUCCCCGACUUCCUUGACUGUCUUCCAGGAACAAAUGUUGACCUUGGGACAUUGGAGUCUGAAGACCUGAUUCCCAUCCUUAAUGAUGUGGAAUCAGUCCUCAACAAAAACGAGCCCUUUCUCACCUGGCUGUAACUGCUCAUGCAACAUUUCCUUUCCCUCUAGAAAUUAAGGCCAAGCACGUACAAGUCCCUCAGCUAACCAGCCUGAUUCAUUACUGACUUUUGCCAGACCCACUUUAUGUCGAUGAAUCUUGGUCUAGAUUUCACUGACAAUAACUUAAGUAUGAAAUAUAUGCAAAUAUACAUAUAUAAAUAUAUAUAGAUAUAUAUCUAUUUUUAAGAAGUAGAAUUACUUACACACAUCUAUAAGUGUUCAUCUUUAGUUACAUAGAAAUGUUUUGAGGACAUGAGAGCAUUUUUUUUUUUACUUUAUGCACCAUGUCGGAACUUGCGGUCAUUGGUUACACACAACCAUUUUAAUUAACCAAAAAAAAGCAUGCUGACUGCAAGAAACUUUAGAUUGCAGAAGGUAGCUUGGUUCCAACAACCAUAAACCCUUGCAUGUAAUCAAGUUGAGUGCAGUUCUACAGUUGCAUUUAUGAUGACUGUACCAAAUGCUUGUUAUCUAUAUAACCAGAGCUUUAAAAAUCAUUGUGUUUUUAAGUAAACUUAUGCAGUAUGGAGCACACAGCAUCUUUUUUUAGAAUUCCAAUUCUGCCACAGGAUCUCUUUUAAAAAACUUGCUAAGGCAUAAUAAAUACUAUUUGCAUUUUUCCACAGUUACUUUAUGGUUGUAUAGAUAAGACAUAUUUCCAAACUGAAAGUGCUCUGCUUACAGUUUUACACUACUACAAUAUUGUAAAAUAGACCAGGCUGGUACUAAUCAAUGCCAUUUUAAUGUGAUUACAAACAGGUCACUUUUUUAAACAACAACAACAGUACAGUUUAUUUGUUUUAAAUACACUAUAGUUUUACAAUGAAAUAUAAAAGCAAUAAACUUUUAGUUGUGACAAAUACUCAGCAAAACACAUUUUCUAAAUUCAGGGCAACAAUGUGGCACAGUUUGACAUUACUGAAUGCAGAAGAAAUUAAUUUUGUAAAGCCUUGUUACCUUUUUAAACAAUAAUUAUGUAUUUUGUUGAUGAAACUUUAAAAGCUAGAAACAGAAGCUUCACUUUAUCAGGUAGGUGAUAAGCCAACAUCUCUUUGUCAGCAUGGCGAAGAUGCUAAGAUUCUUAGCGAAUUGCUUGUAAUUUCUGACAUAUGGGACACAAGGCACUAUAUUUGUUGUAUUCCUAUCCAUACCUAUCAUAUCCAUAUAAGGCGUUUUAACAAUAGCUGAUAUUUGGGACUGAGAAUGCAUCAAAGACUUCAAAUCCCCACUUCCCCUGAAAUGCAAAUGACGUCCUGAGUUCCUUAAGUAUUUUUAACUGAUAUUAUUUAUAAUCUAUGAAUUUUAAGCUUUUUUAUAUUGAAAAAAAAUCUUUUAUGGAAGGCAUUAUAAUUAAUACAGGCCUCUUAAUACAUGAUAUGUAAGGCAAGCAAAAGGCAUAGGACUUUGCUAUGCUUAAGGUUCAGUACUGGUCAGUGGAUUGGGUUAUUCCCCCCUUCUUUUCAGACUAGUUGAGCAAAAGGCAGGUGAAAUGGGUGGGAGAUUGAAGUCAUUAGAAUGUGGACUUGGAAGGACUUGGUCGGGGGCAGGGAAUACAGAUAGUGAUACUAGAGGUAUUAGAAGGACAGAUCAGGGGAAUUGCCUACAUAGAGAAACACCACUGAUCAACAAUACUACCUUAUGGGAGAAUUGUUGCAUGAAGGUAGCUGUUCUGACCGCACCAGGUUAGUUUAAAAAAAACAAAAAAAAACUUUUAAACAUAGCUGAUGAAAGAUCAAGAGAAAUGAAGUUCAAUUUUUGACUCAGAAAAAAAUACAUUUUUAUAUA